Messenger RNA from Paramormyrops kingsleyae, 1330 nucleotides. It is a transcript of the gene zdhhc15b, whose product is annotated as zDHHC palmitoyltransferase 15b. The record is from RefSeq and is a predicted model, not a curated record. NCBI's taxonomy places the organism in Eukaryota, Metazoa, Chordata, Actinopteri, Osteoglossiformes, Mormyridae. Gene Ontology annotation, molecular function: palmitoyltransferase activity.
AUCAAACGCAGAUCUCGUCAGGCCCCCCUAGGCUCUUCAAUCGACCACAGAGAAGAUGAUUUCUGUGCUAGUUGUUUGAAUAUGGCUUUGUCGAGAGGGUUUAGAUGCUGUCAAAGAAUAUUCUCCUGGAUCCCCGUCAUUAUUAUCACGUCUGUAGUUUUGUGGUCCUAUUACGCGUAUGUCUUUGAGCUGUGUCUGUUCACUCUCAGCAACACCCUGGAAAAAGCGGCCUACCUUCUGGUGUUCCAUGCUUGUUUUGUGAUGUUUCUGUGGACUUACUGGAAGUCCAUUUUCACACCUCCCUCCACACCUGGCAAGAAGUUCCACCUUUCCUACUCGGACAAGGAGCGGUACGAUAAGGAAGACAGACCAGAUGUGCAGAAGCAUAUUCUCAUGGAGGUGGCGAAGAAGCUUCCCAUCUUCACAAGAACAACAUCUGGAGCGAUCAGGUUCUGCGACCGCUGUCAGCUGCUGAAGCCUGACCGGUGCCAUCACUGCUCUGUCUGUGAGACAUGCGUCCUCAAAAUGGAUCAUCACUGUCCAUGGGUAAAUAAUUGUGUGGGCUUCUCCAACUAUAAGUUCUUCCUGUUGUUCCUGACAUACUCCAUGCUCUACUGCGUCUUCAUCGCUGCAACAGUAUUUCGAUAUUUCCUCAAGUUUUGGUCGGGAGAGCUGCCCAACGUUCAGGCCAAGUUCCAUGUACUCUUCCUCAUGUUCGUGGCCCUCAUGUUUUUCCUCAGCCUCAUGUUCCUCUUUGGGUACCACUGCUGGUUGGUGACCAAGAACAGGUCCACAUUGGAGGCUUUCUCAGCCCCCAUAUUCCAGACCGGACCUGACAAGAAUGGCUUCAACCUGGGCUUCCGGAGGAACCUGAUCCAAGUUUUCGGAGAUGAGCGGAAGCUCUGGUUCCUCCCUGUUUUUACAAGCCUUGGCGAUGGUCAUUUCUUCCCCAUGCGGACCCAGAGUGAAUCCCGGAACCCUUUAUUAGGUAACGAGGAGCAAUGGGACGAAGACGGCGGAUCGGAUGAAGAAAGUCCAGCCAUUCAAAGAGACCCUUCAGUCACCAUACACAUAGAGUCGUAAUUGGCUGGAGAGCAAAGCAGCAGAAAUCAUUCAAGGUGAUUUUUAACAGCGAUGAAGCGGUGCGACGUGGUGGAGGUGCGUGUGUGUGGAGAUGCUGCUGCUGCCGUGUCUAUGGUGAUGCCUACAAAGUUGUGAAGAAUUUCAGACCAGCUGAGAGACCCUAGAAGGAACCGAACGUCAAACAAGAACAGCGUCUUCACCCCCCCCCCCUCCCCCGUGUCACCAUACAGAUGUGUAUGGUUAUCAC